AUGGACCCCAAGAUGGCCUUCCAUAUCAAGGUCUAUGCAUCAUCAGAUCUCCUCAAUCAACCCUGGAUCUCAGAUCUCACACACAUGGUGAACGCCAGCUAUCGCGUCAGCCACACGGUCAAAAUAAAGUUCACUACAACCAAGACGCGACUACACGCCGACUCCGAUCUACCCAAGGAGCUCGGUGCAGACGGAUUCACCGCGGUGGCACUUGUCGGAGAUGGAAAACGUCAAAAGAUCGAGGUGAUCGGGACCGCAAGUAUGAAGAAAUGGAAAGACGACGGCCUUUGGAUGCCUACCACCAAACACGGACAUGAUACAAACUCUGUCGAGAAUGAAGAUGCAGCCAAUAAUGGAUCUGUUGAUCAGAUGCUUCAUCGACAUGCCCAUGCCUGUCCCGGAAAACUACGAGCUAGCUGUUAUCCAAAAUACCGCGGCAGAGGUAUUGCGGGACAUCUUGUGACGGCGUGUGAAGAGCAGAUUUUGCGUCGGCAUCAGGCCAAUGGAAAGGAUUUGUCGUCUCCGUUACGGAUUAUGAUUCGAGUUGCUAAAGAAGAUACUGGUGCCUACUGGUUAAAACAGGGGUUCACUGUUGUUGGUAGCCAAAAGUGCCCUGCUGGCUUCUGGGGUUCGUUGGAGGAGUUUACUAUGUGGGCUAUGAUGCGAGAGUUAUCGACUGUAUAG
Molecule: messenger RNA, 684 nt
Organism: Penicillium mononematosum
Lineage: Eukaryota; Fungi; Ascomycota; Eurotiomycetes; Eurotiales; Aspergillaceae
Product: Acyl-CoA N-acyltransferase
Exons: 2
Coding region: 1-684 (227 amino acids)
Source: RefSeq, a predicted model, not a curated record